This is a messenger RNA of Nematocida ausubeli, 1830 nucleotides long. RefSeq lists its product as uncharacterized. The transcript has a single exon. The coding region runs from base 1 to 1830 and encodes 609 amino acids. The record is from RefSeq and is a predicted model, not a curated record. Gene Ontology annotation, molecular function: zinc ion binding; cysteine-type deubiquitinase activity. Gene Ontology annotation, biological process: protein deubiquitination. NCBI's taxonomy places the organism in Eukaryota, Fungi, Microsporidia.
AUGUUUAAGUAUAUUGCAGACAUGAAGUUUUUGGCUGGAUUCUUGAAGGGAAAGUGCAUGCAGUGCCUGGAUUCAGACUACAGGAACAUUGUUGCUAUUUGCUCUUGUGGGGCAGAACUAUGCAGAAAGCACGCAGUCUUUCAUAUCUUUGAAAAACACACUCAGUACCCAAUCGAGAUAAUAAAAGAGAACGAAAAAAUGUACGCGCAGAUUACAACAAACGACUGUUUCCUGAUAGAAGGCUCUCUGGAGGUUCUCAAAUGCAAGUGCCUGGCAGCCUGUCUUAUAAAAAAGGAAAGUGUAUUUCCUCCGUGCAUGCAUAUUUUCAAAGUGUUCAAGGAAAUGAACAGAGUUGCAAACCAAAUAUCCAGGAUGACCAUAGACUACGAAGAAAGUGAGUGCUGCUUAUGCUCUCUGCGCAAAAACAGAUGGCUUUGUAUUGUGUGCGGUCUUGUUUUCUGCGGUAGACAGAGGUAUGAUAUGAAAGGAAACAGCCAUGCAUACAAGCACUUUGAAGGAACUGAGCACUCGAUCUUUAUAAACCUAGAUGACUUUGAUCCAAGCCACCUGCAGAUGGCAGCUUUUUGCUGCUACUGUGGUGUGUUUAUAAUAGAUGAAAUUAUUUAUGAAAUAUUCAACUGCAGAUACAUUGGAGUGUCUGGGUGCGGAAUAUGCCCAGGAAAUUCUCUAAACAAAUCGAACAAAAAAAACUGCACCAUAUGCAGCCAGAAAAGCACGUGCAUGUCCUUGCUAAAAUCCCCAGAGAGAUCAUCUGGAUAUGCACUUGCUGUGCUGCAUGGAAUUUCAUACGCUAUUUUGAGUGUAGGGUCUAUGUGCAUUUUCAAUAACAUGAAAAUCAGAGAUGCAAACACUGAGUUUAAGAACAUGGUGAAUGAGAUGCUUGCAAAGAUGAUUUACAUGCAUGUGUUUGGGAAAAACGAAUAUAUUUUCAUUGAUCAGAUUGAGCAUGCGAUAAACAGCGAGUUUGUCCGAUACGAAGAAGAUGCACUUGUAGAUGUGGCGAGGUUCUUUCGGAACUGCAUGUCCAUGCUGAAGAGAAAUGAAAGACCUGACUGCGAGGAGAAAAACAUCUCAAAUCUGUUUUAUAUUUUGCUGCGGUCAUCUAUUACAUGCAAUGUAUGCCGGGAGAAGUGGGACCGGUCAGAGAAAGUAUGUAUUUUGUACUUGAAGCCAAACCAAAGCAUCUCUGAGUUUUUCUCCAUAAAGCAGUUGGAUAAGCUCUGCAAGUGCGGGGCUGCCAAUAAAACAGUUACUUCGUGUCUUGCAAAUAUUCCUAGCAUCAUAACUAUCCGCUUGAAGAAGCCAGGGAAUUACAUUCUGGGAGAAAAUGCAACAAGUACAAUAGAAAAGGAGCUGUGCAUUCCAUACCGUGAGAGUGAGCGAAGAAGCGAACAUGCACCACUGUAUCCCCAGAGAGUGUUUGAAAACCGCAUGGAUGAAGAAGAAAACUUGCACGACAUUGGAAGUGUGUUUAUUUCUGACCUACUACCCCCAGAUGUCUUUGAGAAGAUGAAGAUGUUUUUUGUUAAGAACCAGACCAGGUCUCAGAAGAGGCCAAAGAGUAUGUUUCAGCAAGGCAGGAAAGAGUCAUUUCUAAGCUACAAGCUCAAAGCAGCUGUAAUAUACCAGAAUAAUCCGAGUGGAGGAUACUACUUUGCACAGAUGCUUGAUGAAAGAUCUUUUCUGAACAACCACGAUGCAGAUAUAGAAAAAGUGCUGUGGACAACUUUUAUUGAUGGAAAGAUUGACCAGCUGCCUCUAUUCAAGGAUGAUGCCAUACUCCUUCUAUAUGUCAAUGCUAAUGAAUAG